CACAUGCGAUCAGUUGAGGAUCAGAGAAAGACAACAUUAGAAAAUCAGCCAUCCAAACAUGCUGUGCACGAAAUCACAGUUGAAGACUUAAAAAGACCACAAGAAAAGAGCAGGAAGAGAAGUGCCAGUGCAGUUAGGACCUUAGAGGAGAAAGUUUUAGAAAUCUGGGCUAAGGAAGAAACUAAUGAAGUUGAAGCUGUGGUGGGUCCUUUUAAACUUUUCCAUUCAUCCAUUAAAAGUUUGCAUGGAAAUAACUGGCUAUCGGAUGAGAUCAUCGAUAGUUACUUGCACAUCAUCGGAAAGAACAUGAAGGGACGUGUGUUCGUUUUAUCAGCAGUAGUUUCGUCAGCACUUUUCAGUGGGAAUUUCCAGUGUGUGAGAAAGAUGAGGAUCCCAGACACUGACAUGUGGUUGUGUCCAUGCAACACUGGACGGCAUUGGAUUCUUGUGAUUGUCAAAAUGUCAGAGAAAUCUGUUAUUCUUCUUGAUCCAAUGGGUAGUGAGAGAUUGUAUGAAAGGAAAUUAUUGAGCAACUGGAGAAAUUUUCUAAAAAUGAGAAACCACAGUUUGUCAAAUGAAGACUGGACGUUUCGUACACUUGAACACGAGAAGCAGAUAGAUGGGAGUAGCUGUGGAGUUUUGAUCUUGAAGUUUGCUGAGGCGUACCUACAUGAAGGAUCAGUGCUUGAAGUCCAGACCAAUGUGCAAUAUGUUAAGAGCGCCCGAACUCAAAUAGCCUGUGCACUAAUCGAGCACGGUGGUAAGAUUAAAACAUCUUCUGUCCACUUGUUAAAUAUUACAGUGUAGUAUAGCUCUUACGGUCCCUUUUAUUUUGACAUCCCUUCAGCCAUGACACCAACUAAUACCUCUUUGGUUGUUGACAGACCUCUGUUACUCUUAUUUUGUCAGAGAAUGAGGCACCACGUCAAAUUUAAAUCAGACUUUGCUUAUCAGUACAUGCGUAAAACACGUGCAUACAUUUUAUGUUAGUAAUGGAUGCAUAUACACUUGUGAAUAACUUGUGGAUAUACACAUGCGUACAAACUCGAUCCAUACGUGUACACCUAAAAACACUCGCAUAUGCAUAUAAUCUCAAUGCGUGCAUACGCUCCUGUAAAACACUUGUGCAAACAUAUAAAAGAAAAUUCACAAACGUAUACAAUUCUGAUGAGAAAAACACAUGCUUUUAGUUUGUAGUUUAGUUUGGUGUAUAUACAUAUAUGCAAGUGAUUUUUCAUGUGUGGAUGUGUAUAAACUUUUCAGUACGAAUGGAAGGCAUUUAAUUGUAAACGGAAGCAGCCACAUCUCCAGAAGCAGCAGUAGUAUCAAUCUGCAUAAGAACAGCUUGCUCUUCCAUUUACCUCUAUCUAACUAUUUGUCAAUUCACUAAUUUAACACGAUAUCAUAAACACGAUCCCGUCAGUCUCCGCAGCAUUUAAAUGUUGUUACAAUGUUUUAGUUUCUGUCAAGGUUUUUACUUGCAUCCCUCCCUGUUUGCUGCUUUGUAUGUCUUUCUCACUUCUAACUCCUCUCACAGCACCGAUCACCUGCUUUCCUACUCACACACACAACAGCCUAUAUCUUUACACAUCUGCACGGCACGACCAUCCACUUAUACACUCAGCGUCAGUGCAACCACUCCGACCUUACAGCGCACACAGACAUGGAGGACAUGCUCGCACACAAGCGCGUACACGCCCACUCAUAUCUCAUUCAAUUGAGCAUCACAUGCAGCGUGCAGCAUUAGACACACGCACACACGCACACACACACACACACACAUACACACAUAUCUAUGGGCGCACUAAGGUUUGUCACAUGGAAUGUGAAUGGAGCUGGGUCCAGAGAGAAGAGGUUAAAAAUAUUUAGCCAGCUUAAAAAAAACUACAGGCAGACGUUGUUUUAUUACAAGAGACUCAUAGACCUGCCAGAAGGUAGAUUUCUAAUCAUAAAAGUAUCUAUAUUUAACAAAAUCCAAUAGAGGCAGAGGACGAGCUUAACCUGGGUGUCUAUUGUCUUCUGUAGUCUGGGAGUUGACUGAAUGAUGGGGUGGGGGUAGUUUUUCCCUCUGCUGUGGGGUCUGGUGGGCCGCCCUGGGCUGCCAUGGGCCCUGGUCUAGAUGGGCCUGGGCCCCCUGCCCUGGGCAGAUUUGGGGCAACGGGGGUGCCUAUAGGGGUCAGCGGGGGCGCUGGCUCCAAAGGGGGGGUACUUUGCCCCCUCCGAUGCUUUCCUCCCCAUCCCUAAUGCUUCCCCUCUCCCGCUCCAUCACACCAACAUACAGGUAGGGAUUUGAGGUGCGGGUGUGUCGCUGGGAUGCAGGGGAGGUGGUACUCCUCUGUCUCCUCGUGGCCACCUGCAUCUCAAUCAUACAUCACAACUUAGACACUCUCAUUACUUACUGUCACAUGACACAUACAUAUAGGGCCUUGGGGGUGGGCACACUGAAUGGCGUCCAGAGGGCGGUCUGUUCAUUCAGCCUUCCCUCUGGUGCCGGUGCCCACUUCUCAAUUUUAAGUUGCACAUAGACAUUGAGGGCUCUUGGGAGGGGCCGAGCUGACACGAGCUGGUGGAGGUUGGUUAGUGUCUUGCCCCUCCCCUGUUUUAAAGCACUUUAGAACAACACGCACCAACACUACAUUUGAGCGGGUGAGGUGAGGCAUGGGGUCUUUUCACACCCCUGUUCUCUGUUCUCUGUCCGGGGCCGGGGGCUGUGAGGAUGAGCUGUCCAUCUGGUCGGGGUCUGGGCUGGUGGUCUUCUCUGCUGCUGCGGGGACCGGGGUGGUCUUCCUGUCUCCACACCAGAGUGAAGGGGGUUCAGCUCCGGGGUCUGGCGCUGAUUGCCCCUCUGGGGGUAGUGGUGCCUGGAUCCAGGAGUAUAGGGUACAAAUGGGGAGUGUGAGUGUGGGUUCUGUGUCCAUUUUUGUGUGUCUACAUGUGGGGCGAGUGUGUGAAUAUUUGUUUGCGUGCAUGAGGGUGGGAACGUAUGCUUGUGUAUAUGUGUGCCUGUUUGUCUAUGUCCAUGUGUCAGGUCAGGCCUUAGACUCCACCUUACUCAUCAUCUCAGGCCCCCCCACCCCACCACCACGCCCUGCCGGUGGAGGAUGCCCCCAGCCGCCGGUGCGUUGGUGGUUUCUCGCUCCGGGGCCGGAUUCUCAGGUGAGUGCUGGCCCGCUCUCUCGGUGGUCGCUUGGCGGGGCCUGGCCCUCCUGGCUUUGCUGGGCCCUGGCUGGGGGUUGGGGGGCCCUUGGAUCUCUGGGCCCAGGGGCCGGUCUGCCCUGGUGUGGCUGGCUGCCGGCGGAGCCUGCGGGCUUGCCGCCGCGGCCCACUGGGGCGUCUGCAUUGUGGCUGCCGGAUGACCCCCCCUCCGGGCUCUCCUCUGCCCUUUUCUGGGUGGGGGCCGCAGUUGUCCCUGCGGUGGUUCUCCUGGGACACCUGUGCCCUGGGGGGCCUCUGGAUGUUUGGGGCCCGGGUCUCCUCCAUGUCUGCUUCAUGCCUUGCGGGACGGGGCUGUGGUUCCCCACACACACUAUUAAACAUUUACAUGGAGGAACCUUAUGAACACAAGCGCGCUCACACACACAGGUGUACACCCAAGCAUUCACAUUGGUGUAAAAACAGGUGCUCACAGACACACACUGUCUUGAUCUGCUGUUGCUUCAAAACAUAUUUUGUAAUAUUGGUUAUGUGUGCUGCGCAACAACAUUUAACAUUUAGUAUUUACUGUGAUUCGUACAGAUGUUGGUUGUUGCUGCAGUUUCU
Labeo rohita (rohu) is the source of this 3759-nucleotide messenger RNA. RefSeq names its product sentrin-specific protease 5-like. The transcript has 8 exons. Bases 4 to 807 code for a protein of 267 amino acids. NCBI's taxonomy places the organism in Eukaryota, Metazoa, Chordata, Actinopteri, Cypriniformes, Cyprinidae. Gene Ontology annotation, biological process: protein desumoylation. Gene Ontology annotation, molecular function: deSUMOylase activity. Gene Ontology annotation, cellular component: nucleus. The record is from RefSeq and is a predicted model, not a curated record.